Molecule: messenger RNA, 770 nt
Organism: Pneumocystis carinii B80
Lineage: Eukaryota; Fungi; Ascomycota; Pneumocystomycetes; Pneumocystales; Pneumocystaceae
Exons: 1
Coding region: 47-727 (226 amino acids)
Molecular function (GO): protein binding
Source: RefSeq, a predicted model, not a curated record
AUAUAAGAACCUCACAAAAAAAAUUGUAUAUAUUUCUGCAGAAUUGAUGGACAAUAAAGCAGAAAAUAAGGAUAUUAUUGACCCGUAUGACUCGGAUGGACCUCCUCCUCUUCCUGAUGAGCCUAUUCCUGACAGUAUUCCGGUUUUAAAUAUGUUAAAAGGUGAUAGCAAUAGAUCAGAGCUAUUAGAGAGCCAGAAUGGAGGGAAAUCAGGGUUAAAUAAGUGUUCAGAAGGAGAAACAUCAUUAAUGAAGAGUGACGAGGGUUCUUUUCGGGUUGAAGAUGACUGGAAAGCCGUUUUUGACCCCAAAACUCGGUCAUAUUAUUUUUGGAAUUCAAAGACCAAUGAAACAACGUGGAAGAAUCCACGAGUACCGGAAGAUAGAUCGAAUGAUCCGGAGGAAUUGGAGAAACGUCUUCGUGAGAUUGAGACGGAGCGUUCUCAACAAUAUAAAGAAUAUGUAUUUACGGCACGAUUUAACCGUAUGACAGGAAAGUGGCAAAAUGAUCCGAAUAAAAUACCAGAAAACUUUACAGAAGAAGCAAGGGCAUUGAGACAACAAUCAUUUUAUUUUGAUGUUGAAGGAACAGCGGCGGCACAUGAUGGACGUAGUUUUCUUAAAGAAAGACAGCAAAAAAGACUUAGUAAAAAAGAAAUAGCACUUUAUAAAAAGCAAUAUAAAAAGAAAAAAGAGCAAAGAAAAAGGGAGUGGCUUCUUGAGGAUUAAUAUAGCAAUAUAUUUAUUUUCAAGGUAUUAUCAAAAGACAAGA